AUGCCGUGUCUUGGAAGCGCGAGGCUCAUCUCCGGCUUGCGGACAGUUCCAGUCUCGACGUCUCUACACCGUCCUCGCUCCUCGUUGCGUUCAUCAUGCUUUAGCGUCUCGAGCUCCAUCGCUCGUGGAGUGCCACGUCGCGCAUUCUCCAUCAUCCCGCAUUCUCCAAGCAAUCUCUUCGACUACACCUCGGGGCGGUGGAUCAUAAAUGAUGCCCUUCGCCACGCAGAGCGCAGACGUGUGUUCAACGUCGAUGGGCUAUGUCGACUCGCAGCGCAGUCCGUCGACCGGAGCCCUGAUGACAUUGUCGACCUGACCAAACUCGCCGAGGGCGGGUUCAACCGUAUCUUCCUCAUCACCAUGCGCGAUGGCUUCCAGAUGGUGGCGCGUAUCCCGUACCCGGCUACGGUACCCAAGGAUUUGGCUGUCGCUAGUGAAGCGGCCACUAUGGCUCUACUCCGUUCCUCCGGGCUCCCUGUACCUGAGGUAUACGGAUACUCGCCUGUGCCAGACAACGCGGCAGAGACCGAGUAUAUCUUCAUGGAAUUCGUCAUAGGGACAACGCUAAGCGACGUAUGGUUUGACUUAGAAGAAGAGGAAAUCGUUCCAGUCAUGCGCCAACUUGUUGAACUCGAGUCGAAGAUGAUGUCAAUCUCUUUCCCGGCUGGCGGGAGCCUGUACUACGCACAGGACUUGGAGAAGUUGGUCGGGACACCGGGCAUCCCACUGGAGGACAAGCGUUUCUACGUCGGUCCAGACACAAGACUGCCUCUGUGGUCUGGUAGGAGGUCGCAGCUCGACGUAGAUCGAGGACCAUAUGAAAACGUUGAAGCCGCACUCGCGGCACCAGCGUACAAGGAACUGGCUUAUCUGAAGCAAUUUGGUCGACCGCUGUUGCCUUUCGAGCGUAUGAGGAGGGAAGCGUACCGGUAUCAGGAGCAGCCGCCGUCGGAUCACAUCGAGAACCUGAACCGCUAUCUCCUGAUCGCGCCGUCACUCAUACCCAAGAACCCGGUCCUCGGUCGUUUCUGCAUCCGCCAUCCCGAUCUGCAGUCCGGUAAUAUCAUCGUUUCGAGGUCGCCAGACUCCACCUGGCGCGUCGUCAGCCUGUUGGACUGGCAACACGCCCCGAUCCUUCCCCUGUUUCUUCUUGCCGGUCUUCCCCAACGCUUCCAGAACUACGAUGAUCCCGUCUCGCAAUAUAUGACGCAGCCUUCGCUCCCGAAGGAUUUCGACGAGCUAGAUGAGUCUAAGAAGAGCGACGCGAAGGAAGUAUAUCGUCGCCGCCUCGUCCACUUCCACUACGUCAAGAACACGGUAAAGUACAACAAACUUCAUCACGCAGCGUUGAAGGACCCUAUGGGCACGCUGCGCCGCCGCCUGUUCGGUCAUGCGAGUGACCCAUGGGAGGGCGAAACGCUCGCGCUCAAGGUCGACUUGAUAGAAGCAACGGAGAACUGGGAGACCCUUGCGGGUGGAAGCGCGCCAUGUCCUGUCGUGUUUGACCCCGAGGACGUACGCAAGACGAUGAAGCUCGAUGAAGAACAGAGAGGAGCGGACGAGAUCAUGGAGGAAUUGCGGAACGGCCUCGGCUGCGGGUCGGACGGCUGGGUACCCACCGAGCGGUACGAGAAAUCCAUGGCACUCAGAAAGCAGAUGAAGGAGCAUGCGUUGGCGAUGGCCACGCCGGAGGAACGUCCUGAGAUCGUUGGGCACUGGCCCAUGGACGACAUGGAUGAAGAGCCAUACAUGUAACUCGUCGAGUACAAAGGUGCGGUCGGAGGAAUAGAAGAAUGUAGAAAGUGUUCGC
Messenger RNA from Dichomitus squalens LYAD-421 SS1, 1810 nucleotides. RefSeq names its product protein kinase subdomain-containing protein PKL/CAK/Fmp29. The coding region runs from base 1 to 1755 and encodes 584 amino acids. NCBI's taxonomy places the organism in Eukaryota, Fungi, Basidiomycota, Agaricomycetes, Polyporales, Polyporaceae. Gene Ontology annotation, cellular component: mitochondrion. The record is from RefSeq and is a predicted model, not a curated record. The transcript is spliced from 3 exons.